AUGGAGUUCACAAGAGCAAUGCUGCAAGCACAGGACGAGCAGAUCCGACAGCAGGCAGCUCAACUUCAACAGAUGAGUGCCAUGCUAACGCAGGCAUUGCAGCUUGCAAGUGCGAAUGCUGCCAAUGCACAUAUUGCAGCAGCUACAACUUCAUCGUCGACGAGUCCUACACCUGGAGGAGAACCCUCAGCAGCAUCUGCGAAUGCAUCGACCCCUGUGGAUAUGGAAGUAGACUCUGGUGUACGAAACAAGAGAGCAGAGGGCUACAUUCCACAGUUGCCUCAGCUGAACUAUGCGUCCAUGACGAGUAGACAUGCUGAAAUCCGAGUUUGGACAGCUUACAGAGACGAACUUACAAGCUGGCUUUGUUUGCUUGACGACCGGUACGCUACGGAGUUGCAGGAGGCGAUUAGUAGCAAUGUGGAAGUUUUGCAGGUGAAGCUUGAAGCCGGGAAGGCAGCUCGGUCAACCAAACUUUUGUUUUUGCUUCGUCAGUCCAUGAGCAAGUUCCAGCGUGGGCAGGAUUUGGUGCAUCUCAUCGAGGUGAAGCAGAUGGGAGCAAGUGCCGGAUACGAACUCUGGCGCUCGCUGAACAACGAGUUGUCCGUUCGCUCCAGAGUAGAAGGACAAGCCCUUCGCGAGCAGGCAUUAGGCCUGGUGCCGCCAAAGCACCUCAAGCGGCCACUUGAUGUCGCUAGGUGGUACACCACCGAACUUCUCAAGUUCGAGGCGCAGGUGAAGCAUCGCUUCCCGGAGUUGCUCAUCGGAGAACAAGAGGGAGUCUUGUGCCUGAUGAAGCACUUGGAUUCUGAGACCAAGAGAUACCUGCUCCUCCAUCACUCAACGAAGAGCAUGGGUGAGCUGAUGACUGGUUUGCAGUUUUACGACGAGCAGCUUCGUGUGAUGGACUUCCAGAGAGAAGGAGCAUCCGGGUAUGCGAAUGCCUUCAAGGGUGGCAAGGGCGGAAAGGGCGACAGAGACAAGAGCAAUAAAGGCUCCAAGGGCAACAAGGGCAACAAAGGCGAGAAAGGAGAAAAGGGACAGAAGGGUGGCAAAGCGAAAGGAAAGGACAGGAAAGGUGACCAAGGCGGAAAAGGAGACAGAGCUCGGAGCAAGAGCAGAGAGGCGAAGAAGACAGAUGUCUGCCGGAACUGCGGGAAGACUGGACACUGGGCACGCGACUGCUGGGCACCUUCGAAGGACAAAGCCGCAGCGGCGACGAGCCACCGAAACUCCCGGGCGCAAAGGCGGGAGCGACGGUACCACAUACCGACCCCCUUUCGUUUCUUGAAUCUCCAUGUUCGAACAAACUUCGUCGUCAGGCCCUUCAUCAAGCUCACGUCUUCAUUUGGAGUGGCUGCCCUCAAGACAGACUUCUUGAUAAGCCGAGCCACCUCCACACUGUCGGCCAAAUCAUCGAGCUCAGCCAAAAUGGCGUUGUCAAGCUCAGGCUCCCUUCCAUUGUCGGGAAACCAAAGUCGCUCAUCGUCCUCCCUUUCCUUUGCCCUUACCACCCUUAUCUCCUUUACCCUUACCACCCUUAUACUUGCCUCUACCGCCUUUGGCAACGCGAUCGACAUCCAUUGGCACAACAUCGCCGGAAUCAUGAAGGCCUUUCUUGCCUUCCUGCAGCCCAUAGCUGCUGGCAACACUGGAUUGCCACUUUGUCUGAGCACCAUCCCACCUGAGCACCAGCUCACGCAGGUCACGGUAGGUGCUGUCGUCAGAGAUGACCGCGUUGGCUGGCGAAGUUGGCCUGUCAAGCAGCAGCUGAGGAGAGUGGCCAAUUUGUUGUUUUCAGGCAGUCCACCUCUUUCAAGCUGCGCAUACUCUUCAAAGGCUGCUUCAAGACGCAGAAGUUGCUGA
Messenger RNA from Symbiodinium natans, 1866 nucleotides. NCBI's taxonomy places the organism in Eukaryota, Dinophyceae, Suessiales, Symbiodiniaceae. The record is from the annotation of a GenBank genome assembly.